Messenger RNA from Lepidothrix coronata (blue-crowned manakin), 850 nucleotides. RefSeq lists its product as uncharacterized. The transcript is spliced from 7 exons. The annotation marks the transcript as partial. The record is from RefSeq and is a predicted model, not a curated record. Lineage: Eukaryota; Metazoa; Chordata; Aves; Passeriformes; Pipridae.
GUCCUCCAAAAGGCAAAAACAAAGCUAAAGAUGGAAAGAAAUCCCAGGAGCCAUCAGAGGCCAUGAGAGAAUUGCUGAAGGAAGUGCUGCAGGGAGGGCCUGAUAUGGACCAAGGGGCUCUGUGGCAGGCGGCGUUCCCCAAAGGAAGCAGUGGCUCCGUGCCAGGCUCUGCUGCGGGCAGGGAGGCGAUGCCAGGCACGGGCACACGGGAUGAGGAUGCUGGGAUUGCUUCCCCAUUGGAUUGGCUGCAUGAAGUUUUGGGGCCCUUGAUGUCCCCUGCAGGCGUAUCUGCAGGGAGGACUUUUCCAGCUCCUCUGCUGGUUAUUCCACACAAGCCCAGCUCACAUGGUCCUCCAAGAGGCAAGAACCAACCUCCAGGUGAAAAGAAAUCCCAGGAGCCAUCUGAAGGCAUGAGAGAAAUACUAAAUGAACUGGGGAGAGGUCAGGAUGCAGCCGGUGCUACAACACGUGCUCCCAAGAUCCAGGAGAGCACUGGGAGAGAUUUCUGUCGGGGAACACACUGUUUGAUUGUCAUAAUGGCAAGCAUGUUGGGUGGGCUGCUUGCCAUCAUGUCAUGCUGUGCUGGAAUCUGGUACUGGAGGGUGAGAAAACGGCUCCUCUCUGCUCCUGCUCCAGCCCGGCCAAACACCUCAGGCAGGAAGAGCAGGACCUCUCACCCUCACUCUUUGUACCCUUGCUCAGCUGCGUUGCCGCGGCUGCAGCACCUGCUUUUCGAUGUCAAGGUCCAGCUGCCACCAAAACGAUCCUCUCUGCCUCUAAACCCACUGAUCGCACCCUAUGACGAGGACUGAAGUUGGUCCUUUCCUGCCCACCCCUUUUGUUCAAAUAA